CUUCUGCCUUCACAGAACAACUUAGCCUUUUGGCGCCCUCCUCAGGUACACGGUGGAUUCUCAGGGUCAACUUAAUUGGAUCCCAUUAUGCCUGGUAGAGCCAAAGAGGCUACUGAGGGCUUUUUGUGUCAUCAGGGGAGUCGGGUUACCCUGACAACCGCAUGACGCCUACCCAUAGGCCCUAAGACGGAGAAAAGACAUGGUCAGAGAAGGAGGGAGAAAGAACGAAAAGAGACAAAAAAGGAGGCAAGGCUCUUCCCAACCCCAAAUUUAUUUCCUUUUUUGUAGUUUGUGUAUUCUGAAAAACAGGCCUAAUGGUUGCCAGUGGGUUGGAACGAAGAGCCAAGGAGUGAGAUCCAACAUCCUGUAAACAGAGGGUCAUGCGUCUUAUGUUACGGCCACGCAGUGGCUGCUUGAUGCUGUGUCUGUGCCUGUCGGUGUUGACCCUGCUGCUUCAGAGCCUUUGGAUACCACUGGAAACCACAGGGGAUGAACCUACGGGAAGGUCACCUGAGAACCAAGGACAUGGCUUUCGUAGACUGGCUCUUCGGUUGGAGGCUUUGAAUACUCAGGUGCACAGGUUAAGUAAAGAGAAAGCUUUCACUCAGCUGACCAGAGAUGACCUCAGUAUGCUGCUACAGAGUUUUAGACAGGAUCAGCAGGGUUUGGCCCGCUUGGUUGAACGGGAGAUGAAGAGAGUGUCCCAGAGGCUCGACCAACUCAGUCAUCAACAACACCAACAAAAUCAGGCCGACACCCCUCAGCCACACAAUGACCACAGACCACACACAGGGCCCGCCGAGAAGUGUGAGGUGCCCAUGGAUCCUGAAUAUCCGGUGUGUGCCGAGAAAGUGGAGUUUCUUCGAGUCCACUGGCAGUCAGAUCCCUGCUACACCUUUUAUGGGGUGGAUGGUACCACCUGUUCUAUACUGAGUUACCUGAGCCAAAUAGAAGACUUCUGUCCACCCCGACCCGGCAGGAACCGCUCUGCACUGGUGUGGCAUCAGAAACUGAAGUCUCACACAGAGAGAGCGGAGAUACGUACAAGUCUAACUCCACUCUAUGAGACGAUCAACAACAACAGUGGUCCAGCUAUGAAAUUUAUCCGAUCCAGAGUGGAGAGGAUGUCUGAAAGGUGGAUACAGGCAGGUCAGAGGAUGAGGCAGAACAGCAACAAGACAGUCUCCAACCAGAUGAGGGUGCUUCUUUAUCCUGGCACCCUGGCUGGAAGUAUUGGUCAGCGUUUUCAAGCUAUGGUGGACAGAGGGGGGCCUCUGGGAGAGCUGGUCCAGUGGGCUGACCUCGGUGCCAGUCUGACCAUCCUGGGCCACAACGUGACCCUGAGCAUCUCACAACACCGACUCCACAGCCUUAUAGGUGCAGCUCCAGGCCGAGGCGGUUGUCCAAUUCAGAGGCCCCUGACUUUUGACCUGAUCUAUACAGACUAUCAUGGCCUUGCACACCUUCAAGGAGCCAUGGGACUGGCCUUCCUCCAUUAUAAGUGCCGUUACAGAAUCCUGGACUCAUUUGGGACAGAACCAGCCUUUAAUCUGGGGAAUUAUGCACACAGCCGUGGAUACAAAACACUGUGGGGCAGCUGGGGUCUGCAGCCCAAACAAUAUAUGACAAUGUUCCCCCAUACUCCUGAUAACUCUUUUCUGGGUUUUGUAAGCGAGGAAGCCAUGAGAUUGGAGAUGACGGAGGAGGAGCUGGAGCCAGACAUCUACAAGAAAGACAAGAUUUCAGUUGUAUAUGGCAAACAAGAAUACAUGUGGCAGGAAAAAUCAGAAUAUUUGGAGGUGAUCAGCGAGGAACUUGAGACCCAUGCCACAGUCUACCAGCCUCCAGGACACCCUUCAAAACUGCCCAGCUUCAUCAUAAACCACGGCCUGCUGACUCAGGAACACUUUGUACGACUUCUCCGCAGAGCCAAGGUAUUCGUGGGUCUUGGUUUCCCUUAUGAGGGUCCAGCUCCCAUCGAGGCGAUAGCGAUGGGCUGCGCCUUCCUCCAGCCACGAUUUAACCCACCACACUCAUCUAAGAACAAUGAUUUCUACAAAGGAAAGCCCACCACCAGACAGAUCUCCUAUCAGCACCCAUAUGCUGAAGAAUUCAUUGGUAAACCCCACGUAUGGACGGUGGAUAUAAAGAACAGAACGGCUGUAAAGGAAGCAGUCAGAGCCAUCUUACAAACAGAGGUGAUGCCUUUCACUCCCCGUGAGUUUACAUGUGAAGGAAUGCUGGAGAGAGUUCACAGUUACAUCAUUCACCAGAAUUUCUGCAGUACAUCUCAGCCUACGUGGCCCCCGGUCAGUGUUCUGAGGGUCUACCUGGGUCCACUGGGUGACUCAUGUGUGAGUGUGUGUCAACGCUCCUCUCUAGUGUGUGAACCUGCUUUGUUUCAUCAUCUGAACAGCGAUGCCACAUUCAGCAGGUUGGCACUAGGUUGCUCCAGCACACAGGAGGAGGUGAACCACCUGUUCCCUGCCUACAAGCCUUGGGGUCAACACUGUGGCCUCCAACAGGAGCCAAUGCUGUUCAGCUGUGCCGGCGCGGACCCUUUAUACCGCAGACUGUGUCCCUGCAGAGCCUUCCCGCCUGGACAAGUGGCACUCUGCAGCGACUGCCCAUAAAGACCAGGGUGAAAGAGCUCAGGAAAUGACAAGGAGUGAGGAGGAAGAAAGGUACUUUGACGAAGACGGCACCAAAGAAUCAUCUGCCACAUAGACUGGAUCAGAACAGAUUUUAUCUUGACCAAAGAAAACCAAGAUCAUUGCCACUGAUAUUUAAAGCUUUGAUAAAGAUAUAAUAUCAAACUGAUAUGUGCUGAAAAACAAGGAACCAUUACUGUAGCAUGGCCGUAUUUGAGUUAAGGUGAAUAGAAUUAGCAACAUUUUCCAAUUAAUCUUUUUGGCUAGACUAUGUUUUGAUUUUUGAUGACAGUCAUUACUCAGGAACCAAAAGUGACUGUAACAU
Sphaeramia orbicularis (orbiculate cardinalfish) is the source of this 2976-nucleotide messenger RNA. Its product is annotated as alpha-1,6-mannosylglycoprotein 6-beta-N-acetylglucosaminyltransferase B-like. The transcript has 19 exons. Gene Ontology annotation, molecular function: alpha-1,6-mannosylglycoprotein 6-beta-N-acetylglucosaminyltransferase activity. Gene Ontology annotation, biological process: protein N-linked glycosylation. Gene Ontology annotation, cellular component: Golgi apparatus. The record is from RefSeq and is a predicted model, not a curated record. The coding region runs from base 381 to 2633 and encodes 750 amino acids. Lineage: Eukaryota; Metazoa; Chordata; Actinopteri; Kurtiformes; Apogonidae.